UCUUCGCUAGUAAGCAAAGGGGUGGAGGAGAGGUUGGCUGUUCUUGGAGCAGGCUGAAGGCGCAAAGCGCAGCAACGCGGAGGGCCCCUGGCCGCCCGUUAACCGGGCAGAGGCGCUCGCUUGGCGGAGAGCGACGACGACGAUGACGAUGACAAUGCUGCCUGGGGAGGCCGAUCGGUUGCCGCUAAGCCAGCGCAGGCCCGGGAUGGAGCCGCGGCAGCUGCUGUAGGAGCCGCUAGGAGGAAGCGGAGGAGGAGGAAGCAGGAGCGAGCGAACAAACGAGCGAAACUGCCAGAAACCCCCCGGUAGGGGUGGAGACGGAUCGCAUAACCCAGCCUGCUACGCAUCCAUUGGUAAGAAACAGAAUGGCUGCCAAGGAGAAGUUGGAAGCAAUGUUAAACGUGGCCUUGCGGGUCCCUAGCAUCAUGCUGUUGGAUGUCUUGUACAGAUGGGAUGUCAGUUCCUUCUUCCAGCAGAUCCAAAGAAGUAGCCUCAACAACAAUCCCCUCUUCCAAUACAAGUACUUGGCUCUUAAUAUGCAUUAUGUGGGUUAUAUCUUAAGUGUUGUGCUCCUAACCUUACCCAGACAACACCUGGUUCAACUCUACCUGUAUUUUCUAACUGCACUGUUGCUGUACACUGGUCAUCAGAUUUCCAGGGAUUAUGUAAGGAGUGAUCUGGAGUCUGGCUAUGAAGGACCAAUGUACUUAGAACCUCUUUCCAUGAAUCGUUUUAUGACAGCCUUAAUAGGUCAGCUUAUGGUAUGCACCCUUUGCUCCUGUGUCAUGAAAACCAAACAGAUCUGGCUCUUUUCUGCUCACAUGCUCCCUCUGCUGGCACGGCUUUGCCUGGUCCCUCUGGAAACUAUUGUUAUCAUCAACAGAUUUGCCAUGAUUUUCACCGGCUUGGAAGUUCUCUAUUUUUUGGCAUCCAAUCUUCUGGUACCAUACAAUCUGGCCAAGUCUGCAUAUAGAGAACUUGUCCAGGUGGUUGAAGUGUAUGGCCUCCUGGCCCUGGGAAUGUCCCUGUGGAAUCAGCUCGUGGUCCCUGUUCUCUUCAUGGUCUUCUGGCUUGUACUGUUUGCUCUUCAGAUCUACUCUUACUUCAGCACACGGGAUCAACCUGCCUCUAGGGAGAGGCUUCUCUUUCUCUUUCUAAUAAGUAUUGCAGAAUGCUGCAGCACUCCCUAUUCUCUUCUGGGUUUGGUGUUUACAGUCUCCUUUGUUGCACUUGGAGUUCUAACCCUCUGCAAGUUUUACCUGCAAGGCUACCGAGCAUUCAUGAAUGACCCAGCUAUGAACAGAGGAAUGACGGAAGGAGUCACCCUUUUGAUCCUGGCCGUACAGACUGGCUUGAUUGAACUGCAAGUUGUCCAUCGCGCCUUCCUGCUUAGUAUUAUUCUCUUCAUUGUGGUUGCCUCCAUCCUGCAGUCCAUGCUUGAGAUUGCGGAUCCCAUUGUCUUAGCUCUGGGAGCUUCAAGAGACAAGAGCCUUUGGAAGCAUUUUCGUGCUGUGAGCCUGUGCUUGUUCUUGCUGGUCUUUCCAGCUUAUAUGGCCUACAUGAUCUGUCAGUUUUUCCACAUGGACUUCUGGUUGCUGAUCAUCAUUUCUAGCAGCAUUCUCACUUCCCUUCAGGUACUUGGAACACUCUUCAUUUAUGUCUUGUUUAUGGUUGAGGAGUUCAGGAAAGAGCCAGUAGAAAACAUGGAUGAUGUCAUUUACUAUGUGAACGGCACCUAUCGAUUGCUAGAGUUCCUAGUGGCUCUCUGUGUCGUAGCCUAUGGUGUAUCAGAGACUAUCUUUGGAGAGUGGACUGUCAUGGGCUCAAUGAUCAUCUUCAUUCAUUCCUAUUACAAUGUGUGGCUUCGUGCUCAGUUGGGAUGGAAAAGCUUUCUUCUCCGCAGGGACGCUGUGAAUAAGAUCAAAUCACUGCCCACUGCUACCAAAGACCAAUUGGAACAACACAAUGAUAUCUGUGCCAUCUGCUAUCAGGACAUGAAAUCUGCUAUCAUCACACCUUGUGGCCAUUUCUUUCAUGCGGGCUGCCUUAAGAAAUGGCUUUAUGUGCAGGAAACCUGCCCCCUGUGCCACUGCCAACUUAAAAAUCCCACUCAGCCCCCAGGGCUAGGAUUAGAGCCCAUGCCACAACCAAAUCCUGGAGCAGAGCAAAAUACUGUACAGCCAGAAGCCACUGAACCUCCUGGUGUUGAACACCAGGAAAGGGCAGGAGGCGAACCUAUUGACAAUGGACAAGCUGUCAAAGGAUUAGGCACGCUGCAAGACUGUCUUGAUGCCAAGGAUGGCUCUGUCAACCUGGCUGAUGUGUCAUCAAAUGAGGCCAGCCAAGGGGACACUGCCACAGAAGGACCAGCUGAAGAGCAGGAAGACGUAACGCGAGGUCUAAGGAGCUGCAUCCAAAACUGAACUAGCUGAGGCUGGUGGAAGAAUAAGCACUCCAGGGCCCCUGACUUGACGACAGAAUCUUAAACCCUCUAUUUGUCUCAAACAAGUUUAACUCUCAGAAUGCUGGCCAAAAUGUAUUUAUAAUAUCCUAUGCUGAUUUUCUGUGAGCUGUGUGGUUUACAGGGCUGCCAGUGCAUCCCACUGGAAACUACCUUAGAAGCUGCCACCAUGUCGCGAAAGGGCAGAAACUGGAAAUCAAAACUGAGUAUUGUUGGAAGGGAAAGUUGGGAAAAAAAAUGUGAGGAUGUCGGGAGUGGGUGGGACGAGAGACAGAGAUAGACGUGAAAAUAAAAGACAGUGUUGAUGAAGUGGAAAAGGGAGAAUUAAAGGGCAGAAGAGGUUAUAUUCGUAUCUUUGGCCUUGUCUUUCUGCAACAAACAGAGCUCAGUUGAGAACAGUGACAAAAAUCUUGUAGAGCUCGGAAGUAACAAUAAAUAAAUCAAGGAUUGUAUUGGGAGAGGGCAGCCCUCAAGUAUGUUGGGUGUGGUGGUGCUUUGGGCAUGUCGGGGAUAGAGCAUUUGCAUUCAUGUAAUCUAUAGCAACUCUUGAAUUUUUAUGAUGGAGUCUUAAACACUUUAAUGUUUUAGAAACCCCUUUUUUGUUAAUGAACAUUCUGAACAGCAUGGGCUGUGUGAAGUCAAUUAAAGCUCUGGUGAACGUUCUCUCUUAACUCCACCACAGUGUGUGCAAGAGAAGCGGGAGGAGCUUUUGUAUGCUGAUUGAAGCCUUUCAGUGCUGUUGAGUUCUGUGUAGUAUAUAAUUUCUUGCAGAUGAAUUGAAGCAGUAUUAAUCUCUUGGCAAUAUUUGCACCUUUGGGAAUGAGUACAUAAAUUGUAUGAUCAAAUGCCGCAAAUGCCACUCCUAAAGCUGUUAAUAGGAUUUGCACCUUUUUCUCCCCCUUCUUUGACAACAAUGUGUGUGUAUUUAAAUUUUUACAUUCAUCAUGGCUUUUAGAUAGAACUAGGGAUGUGGGAGGGAUGGGAGCUGGCCAUUUUUUAUGUGAAUUUUGAUAUGAAAAGGGACUAGUCAUUUAUACACUAGGCUUGGCUCAAAAGGGUUUUUUUGUUUCAGUUUUUCUCAAGAGUUGUUGUUCCUAGUGUGAAAUGUGACAUUACUUUAUUUUUUAGUAGUGAAUUUGGAUAUAGACUGGCAGACAUAGCUGAAUGUCUCAAUAAACUACAUUUGAAGAUUUUUUACAUUUUGAUUGUCUUGUUCUUUCAUAGGAGAGGUUUUCUUGUCAAAAUGUGCCAGGUGGAGAAACAUGGCACAGUCAGAGACUCAGAGCUAAGAUGUUUUUUACGCCUUUUUUAUUAUUAUUCCGUAACAGGCAAAAAACCUUGCGGUUUAAGGAUGUACCUAUAGCCCACAGAUAUUUCUAUCAAAUUUUAAAAAGCAGGGAAAUUGGGCAGCUAGUGAAUGCACAUGGGGAGCAGGAGACCUGACCUCUUCUCUGAGAUAUUGGACUGCCCUACAAAUUUGUCAAAAUGCAAACACCAUUUGGGUUGGUCUUUCACAGUCCAAACUACUUGCUGUGGAGCUUGGAAGAAUUUGGUAACAUGUGCCUCUGAGCAUAUGGUGAGUGGUGGCAACACCUGCCAUCUCCAAAGAUGGAGAAUUACAUUUUUGUAUGUUUGUUGGUGUUAUUACUUUGCUUCUUUCCUGUGUUACUACUGUUUCUACACAGAAUGUAACCUAGAAAAUUAUAUUUCUCUCAUUAUUCCUCCUAGAAAU
Molecule: messenger RNA, 4193 nt
Organism: Rhineura floridana
Lineage: Eukaryota; Metazoa; Chordata; Lepidosauria; Squamata; Rhineuridae
Gene: RNF145
Product: ring finger protein 145
Exons: 11
Coding region: 366-2423 (685 amino acids)
Cellular component (GO): endoplasmic reticulum; endomembrane system
Molecular function (GO): zinc ion binding; ubiquitin protein ligase activity
Source: RefSeq, a predicted model, not a curated record